AUGGUCAACCCAGAAACCGCCCCCGACGGCGCCUCCCUCGCCGCAAUGUCCACACCACCCCCCAAACCCAUCGACCCCGUAUACUACAACUGGAGCACUACCUUCUCCAUCAUGCUCGGCCGCAUGACCGGCAACCGCAAAAUCGACCUCGAAAAGGGCUAUUUUUCAGAAAUGGACGCUAUAAAAGCGGACUCCAUCUGCAAGCGCUGCGAAUCCAACAAAGACUACCUCCUGCAAUACUCGCCCAUCGUCUCCUUUCUCAAAGACGAAGUCGCCAAAUUGGGCGCCGACUUGAACAAGGACAACAUCCUCUGUCGCAUGUGCACCAACGAGCAAUCCGGCGGCUUCAGCCUGAACCACGGGAUCCUGCUGUGCGCCAAUAAAUUUCGCAAUCGCGGGCACCAGGAGGAUACCAUGGCGCAUGAAAUGGUGCAUGCGUGGGACCACUUGAAAUUCAAAGUCGAGCCGGAGAAUCUGCGGCAUCAGGCGUGCUUGGAGAUUCGCGCAAGUACGCUAAGUGGAGAGUGUCGGUUUACCAGAGAGUUUUUUACUCGGAAUCAGUGGAGGGUCACCGAGCAGUUACAGAAUUGCGUGAGGAGGCGGGCGACGUUGAGUUUGAUGGCGAGGCCGGGGAUCAAGGAUGAGGCCCAUGCGGGCAAGGUGGUGAAUGAAGUUUGGGACAGCUGUUUCAAGGAUACCAGGCCGUUUGAUGAGAUUUACCGGUAG
This is a messenger RNA of Plenodomus lingam JN3, 726 nucleotides long. It is a transcript of the gene ATP23, whose product is annotated as Mitochondrial inner membrane protease atp23. Gene Ontology annotation, biological process: mitochondrial protein processing; mitochondrial proton-transporting ATP synthase complex assembly. Lineage: Eukaryota; Fungi; Ascomycota; Dothideomycetes; Pleosporales; Leptosphaeriaceae. Gene Ontology annotation, molecular function: metalloendopeptidase activity. The record is from RefSeq and is a predicted model, not a curated record.